AUGGCCAGAUGGGGAAUAAGUGAAAAGGUUAUAUCUGACAAUGGGCCCUGUUAUAGCUCACAGGAGUUUGUAAAUUUUGCAAGGAAAUGGGACAUUAAGCAUGAAACAUGUAGCCCAUACCAUAGCCAAUCAAACGGUCUAGCUGAAAAAUAUGUCUCUAUUUGCAAAAGAAUUUUGACAAAAGCUAAGGCAAGUAAAGGGGAUCCACUAAUAGGAAUUUUACAGUACAGAACAACCCCUCUAGAAUCGGGUCUCUCCCCUGCUCAAUUGCUUAUGGGAAAACAAUUAAGGUCUGUACUACCCACCUCAAGAGAUAAUCUCACUCCCAAAAUUCUCUCUCCAAAUCUGGUCAAGGAAACAACUAAAAUUAGCAAAGGGAAGUGGAAAUCUUUCUAUGACGGGCAGACUAAAUCCCUAGAGCUUCUUAGUAUAGGUCAAACAGCUCGGAUACAACAGCUGAAUAAAACUUGGCAACCAGCAGUUGUAACUGAAAGGCACAAUGACAGGUCUUAUUCAGUUUGCACUCCAGAUGGUGCUAUUUAUAGACGCAAUAGACGGAAUCUGCUCAAAACUAAUGAACCCAGUCCGGAAACAGGUGCUCUAGAUCCUGAAAUACAAACACCCUCUUAUACAGAGGAAACACCUUUGAUGUCUGAAAUCAAAGAAGCAAGUGAUUCACAGGUCCCUGCUAGUACAGAUUCAAACAGAUGUGUUACCAGAUCCGGAAAAACAGUGAUACCAACGAUAAUUGAAUCAAUGUAA
This is a messenger RNA of Mercenaria mercenaria, 762 nucleotides long. RefSeq lists its product as uncharacterized. The coding region runs from base 1 to 762 and encodes 253 amino acids. The record is from RefSeq and is a predicted model, not a curated record. NCBI's taxonomy places the organism in Eukaryota, Metazoa, Mollusca, Bivalvia, Venerida, Veneridae. Gene Ontology annotation, biological process: DNA integration. Gene Ontology annotation, molecular function: nucleic acid binding. The transcript has a single exon.